AUGCCGCCCAUAAAACAUUCUCUCACUGAAUAUAUCAUAGUACUAAAUGAAAAGGCCAAUAAAUAUAAUCAUUAUGCACUUUGUCGUUUUUGUAAAACUAAAUUAACAAAUACUAAAAAAUUGGUAACUUCUCACUUAAAAAAUUAUAAAGAACAUUGGGAAAAGCUUGUAUUGAAUUCUACCAUAGAUAAUGGUUGGUCAUUCAGAUGGGUUGACAAAAAAUCAAGUCAAAUAUUAUUUAAUUUUGCAACUGCAGGAUUGAAAUUACCAAGCCAUAAAAUAUUGGCUGGCUUUGAUGGGUGGAAAAACAUUAAAAAGCAGGAGAUUUUAGGUUCAGUUUUAAUUACUUCACAUGGACAAGUUUUAAUUUGGGGAGGGGAAGAUGUGAGUAGAAAUCGUUUGCAAUGGCAAAAUAUAAAAGAAUUAUCAUUGAAUUUUUUGGACAAGUUAGAUGAACUAAAUAUCAAAUAUAACGCUAUGAUUACUGAUUCAGCAUCACAAAAUCAAGCAGCAAGAAAACGGCUGGCACCAGAACGACGUGAUGUUUUUUUUGGUCCUUGUUUUGCACAUCAAACCAAUUUAAUUGUUGGGGAGAUUUUUAAAGAAUCAUCUAGUUUAGUUGUUUCAUCUGAAAAGGCAAUUCAAAUCAUUUCUUUCUUAAACAGAUCAGUUUACUUUAUGGCAAAGUUACGUGAUGAACAAAAGUUUAAAUAUAACAAAUAUUUUGCACUUCUCCUUCCAUGUGCUACUCGCUGGAAUUCUCAUUACCACUGCUACUCCAGUUUGUUGAGAACCAAGUUUGCUUUAAAGAUGCUUGUUUCAAAAUAUGCUCCUAUUGAAUAUGAAGCAGAUGAUAAUUAUACAGGAAAUGAUGAGAAUGAUAGAAAAAUGCCACUUGAAAUCUGUAGAAUAGUUGAUGAUGAAGAUUGGUGGAGGGAUAUUAAAAAAUUGGAAAAGCUUUUGCUUCCAUUUUGUGGUGCACUCAACAAAUUACAAACGGAUAAUGCUCGUCUUCAUGAUGUACUACAUUGUUUUGCCUAUUUUUACAAGAUGUGGAAGGAAUAUCCUGACCAAAAUUUAGGUGCAGGGAUGAUUAUUCGUCUAGAAAAACGUUGGCAAAUAUGGGAGCAACCAUUAUUAUUAUUAUCCUUCAUUCUUCAUCCUGAAUAUCGUGACAAAAUUUUCCUUCAAAAUAAUACAUCUAUUUCUAUUGCAAAACUCAGUGAAUGGAUGAUAUAUUAUUUUUGUGUAUGGUUUAAAAAAGCUCCUGAUACUUUGUUAGGUGAAUUACAAAAUUAUCGUAGACAAAAUUUUCCUUUUCAUAAUAUUUCAUUAAAACAAUUUAAUGAUGGUGUACUUGGCUUUUGGGAUUUUGUUUCAGCUUACACACCAGAUUUGAGUAUGUUUUCUAUUAAAGUAUUUGCAAUAUGUGUAAAUACUGCUUCUGUGGAAAGGCUAUUUUCUGCAAUGGAUUUUUUCCACACAAAAAAAAGAAAUCGUUUGGAUUCUGAAAAGGUCUUUGCUAUGAGUCAAAUGAAAGGAGAAUUUCAGAGAUUAGAACGAUUAGAAAAUAUUCAAAAUUCAAACAAAAAAUUUAAAACUACAAGCAUUGCAAUUCCAAUUAUUCAAGAACAAACAGAUGAAUUGUUUAUGGUUUCUGACGAUGAUGAUGAUAGAAAUGAUGAGUUUUUUAAUAAUGAUUUUGAAUACUCUGAACAUGAUAUUGAAUCACCUCGUGAAUGGAGAAAUUUAAUUGAUGAAUGGAUUGAAAUGGAUGAUGGUUAUAAUGAUGAAUUAGGAUCACUUAUUGAAAAUAUUUCUCGAUGUGAAUUUCAAAAAGAUAAAGAAUCUGAAAACACUUAUAUGGGUUAUCAUAAAUAUCUUUUGGGACAAAGUAAUAUAUCCUGA
Messenger RNA from Entrophospora candida, 1908 nucleotides. The record is from the annotation of a GenBank genome assembly. Lineage: Eukaryota; Fungi; Glomeromycota; Glomeromycetes; Entrophosporales; Entrophosporaceae.